CUUGCAUCUCACCGUCGCUGGUCUUCAACUGGGCCUGAACUGCAUCUGAACAAGGAACGACACUGGACGUCUACGCUCAGCUGCUGUCAACAUGACUAGCAAGGCAGAACCUCUGUCAAUCGAGUCGCUGCUGCAAAAGCAGCGCGCGGAGAAGGAAGCGGCGUCGAAGCCCAAAUUCCUUUCCAAAGAAGAGCGCGCGAAGCUUGCCAUAGCGAAGCGUGCAGCAGAGAUACGUGAACAGAAGGAGAAAGAAGAACGCGCAAGAAAGGAGCGCGAGGAUCUCGAGCGUCAGGCAGAGGAGAUCCGACGGACUACUGGAGGGGGGAGAUUUGAUGAGCGCUACUCGUCAAGGCCAGACUACAGGGACCAGGAUCGUGAUCGCGACCGUGGCGGCUCUCGAAGGGACCGCGGUGGCUACAGAGGUCGUGACCGCGACAGAGACAGGGACUAUCGCGAUCGGGAUGCUCCCCGAGAACGCGACGCGCGCGAUAGCAGGCGACAGGACUACGACAAUGUCCCGACAGGUCCACGAGCCGACCGUGGCAAACCAGGCGGCUCGAUGCCCCCUCCCCCUCCUCCCGGUGCCAACAACACCUCAUCCUCUGGUUCCGCCGAAGCAGACCCAAAUGCGACGUACACGCCGCAGCUCACCAACGACGACUUGUCUGCAAUCCGGUCGAGGUAUCUUGGCGUCGACCGCAAGAAGCGCAAAAUCCGCAAGAUGAACGACCGCAAAUUCGUAUUCGACUGGGAUGCGCAAGACGACACCGCAGCGGACGCUACACCUGUUGCCGCGGCUGAUGGUCAAGCAGGCGGCUCCCUCAUGUUCGGGCGCGGCCACGUCGCCGGUAUGGACAUGUCGGGCGGAGACAACCACGCGGACGCUAUGGAGAGGAGGCGGGCCGCAAAGAGCGGAAUGGACGAGCGACACUGGUCUGAGAAAGCACUACACGAGAUGAAGGAGCGAGAUUGGCGAAUUUUCCGCGAGGAUUUCAGCAUUGCUGCGCGUGGCGGACAGAUCCCACAUCCUCUUCGAUCAUGGCAAGAAUCGGAUAUUCCGUCGUCUAUCUUGGACGUCAUUGAGACCAUCGGCUAUAAGGAGCCGUCACCUAUCCAGCGGCAAGCCAUUCCUAUUGGUCUGCAGAACCGUGAUAUCAUCGGUAUUGCUGAGACUGGUUCCGGAAAGACGGCAGCUUUUGUCAUUCCCUUACUUGCGUUCAUCUCAGCAGUUGCUCCUCUCACCGAUGAAAAUCGACACCUGGGCCCCUUCGCUCUCAUUCUUGCACCAACACGCGAACUGGCUCAGCAGAUCGAGGUUGAGACGCGCAAGUUCGCCAGCGGCUUGGGAUAUACCUGCGUGUCCAUCGUCGGUGGACGCUCGGUUGAGGAGCAACAGUUCAACCUUCGUGAAGGUGCCGAAAUCAUCAUCGCAACACCCGGUCGUCUUAAGGAUGUCCUCGAGCGCCACGUCCUCGUCCUCAGCCAAUGUCGCUACGUCGUCAUGGACGAAGCUGACCGAAUGGUCCACCUCGGUUUCGAGCCCGACCUAAACUUCAUCCUCGACCAAUUACCAGCAGAGACAAUGGAAGGCGAGGAAUCCGGCGACAUGAUGGUCGUGGACGACAACCGCAAGCACCGACAUGACGACCAUGCCAUGGACAUCGACGGCGAGCAGCGGAUGAAGUUGGUGAAGAAGGGCCGCACGCGUGUGACGACGUUAUUCAGUGCGACGAUGCCACCUGCUGUCGAGCGGCUUGCGAGGAAGUACUUGCGAAGGCCAGCGAUCAUCACGAUUGGUGAGGCGGGUCGCGCGGUCGAUACCGUCGAGCAGCGCGUCGAGUUUGUCAAUGGGGAUGAGAAGAAGAAACAUCGCCUCCUCGAGAUCCUCAACAGCGGGCAGUACCCAUCGCCCAUCAUCGUCUUCGUCAACCAAAAGAAGAUGGCGGACAUGGUCGCCAAGGAUCUCGGCCGCGCAGGAUGGUCCGCUUCCACGCUGCACUCCGGCAAGAACCAGGAGCAGCGCGAGGCCGCUCUUGCGUCGCUGCGGUCCGGGGAGGCCGACAUCCUCGUCGCGACCGAUCUUGCUGGUCGUGGUAUCGACGUGCAGGACGUCAGCUUGGUUGUCAACUUCCAGAUGGCGGGCACUAUCGAGGCAUAUGUGCAUCGUAUCGGUCGUACUGGUCGUGCGGGCAAGCUGGGAACUGCCAUCACAUUCCUCACGAAUGAGGACGAUGAGGUUAUGUACGACCUCAAGCAAGAAAUCUCGAAGAGCCCGGUCAGCAAGGUGCCCGUCGAGCUCGCCAAGCACGAAGCCGCGCAACACAAAGUCACGCGGGAUAUGAAGAGGAAGAGGGAUCCGGAUGACAUUGGUUGAGAGAUUGGGACUUCUGAGCGCUUGUAAUGUAUGCUUUGCUGUAUGCACAUCGCUGAUGGCUGCAGACCAGUGGCGACGAACCGAACUGGCUGUGUCUGUUACCCGUA
Molecule: messenger RNA, 2481 nt
Organism: Schizophyllum commune H4-8
Lineage: Eukaryota; Fungi; Basidiomycota; Agaricomycetes; Agaricales; Schizophyllaceae
Product: P-loop containing nucleoside triphosphate hydrolase protein
Exons: 8
Coding region: 92-2374 (760 amino acids)
Biological process (GO): mRNA splicing, via spliceosome
Cellular component (GO): catalytic step 2 spliceosome
Molecular function (GO): RNA binding; ATP binding; RNA helicase activity
Source: RefSeq, a predicted model, not a curated record